AUGACGGACGGGGAUCUUGCAAUAAAGAGUGUGGUUAGUGCAGUUUUUCCCGGUGCACAUCACAGGUUGUGUAGCUGGCAUUUGUUAAGGAAUGCCACUGCUAAGGGAAAAUUCUUCACAGAACUGAACACAACAUCGAGGUGCAAGGCGUUGAAUAUGCAUAUAGGAAAAUUUAUACAUAAUGGAUACAAUCUGAGAGAGUUUGUGGAGAACUUCCAACACUAUCUUGAGUUCAUGAGUAGAAGAGAAUUGGUAGCAGAUUAUAAGUUUGUAUACGACGAUCCUGUAGUAAAAAUAAAACUCAAAGCCAUUGAGCAACUCACAGUGACGGUUUAUACAAAAGAGGUUUUUGAACCGUUUCGGGAGGUGCUAAUGCUAGCCAGCAAUGUCAGAGUUGUAUCUACCAAGAGGAUGAGCACUUGUGUUUUGUUCGAGGUUGCGAUGUACUGCAACCAUAGAUUAUGGGCCAUGGCAUGGGUUGAGGAAAAUAAAGAAUUCAGCUAUUCUUGUCAGCGCAUGGACUUGUUCGGGCUGCCUUGUGUACACAUGGUUAGGGUGCUGGUGUAUUUGAAUAUGACUACUAUCCCCAGAAAUUUCAUCCUUAAUCGGUGGAAAAAGAGGGCAAAGCAGCUAAGUGCGACCAACGAUAAAAUAUGUGUUGGGAAAAUUCCAGACGCAACAUACAUGAGCAUGCACACGGCAAUGUUGGAGGAUUGUAGGGAAUUGAUGAACUUGUCCUGCCAGUUCUUUGACAACUACUUUGAUGUGAAAACAAGAUUAGCCAAGGAGCGACUAUCCCCGUGGGAGAAACAUCGCCAAAUGUUAGGCGUUACUGAAGAAGUCAACAGGAUUUCUGUUCGAGACCCGUUGUAA
This is a messenger RNA of Arachis ipaensis, 873 nucleotides long. The record is from RefSeq and is a predicted model, not a curated record. NCBI's taxonomy places the organism in Eukaryota, Viridiplantae, Streptophyta, Magnoliopsida, Fabales, Fabaceae.